AUGGGAAACGAUGUUUCAUCAACAACCGCACGAACACUUAUUCCAUUAGAUGAUUCGGCUUGUUGGCAGCUCUAUAAUGGAGUUAAUGAACGAUCAGAACCUAUUUCAUUUUUUAUAGCUAAACAAACAUUUUCUGUUGAAUGUCGACGAUCAAUUCAAUAUCUAAAAACUAUUCGUCAUCCAAAUAUUAUUAAAUUUUUAACUGGUUUUAAAACAUUUGCUGAUCAGGAUAGUUUUAUUGCUGAUUGUGUACAUCCAUUAGCCAAUAAAUUAAAUAAUAAUGAUAUUGAUUCAACAGCUAAACUUUGUUUAGGUCUUUAUCAAUUAUCUCAAGCUUUAGAAUUUCUUCAUGAGAAAGCAUCUAUUAGUCAUAACAAUGUUUGUUUAAUAUCACUUUAUAUAUCUCUCAAUGGUAUAUGGAAAUUAGGAAAUUUUGAAUGUGCAUGUCGUUAUGAUAAUCUUAAUAAAAAAUAUUUAUCAAAUUUAAAAAUUAUUCGAUCAGAAGAAUGUAUAACACCUGAAGAAGAUGAAAAGGUUUAAUAUUAUUUCAAUCGAGAGUAGAUAUAUAUAUAUGUUGGGGUCAAAAUUGGAAUUGGGUCAAAUUUAGAAUUUGACCAGACAAAAUUGGAAUUCUAGUUUUGACCAAGCAGAAUUAGAAUUCUAAUAUAGACCAAUAUUUUCUUUGACAAAAUCGGAAUUCUAAUUUUGACCAGACAAAAUUAGAAUUCUAUUAUAGACCAGUAUUUAUUUUUUUGGGCAGA
Messenger RNA from Adineta steineri, 761 nucleotides. Lineage: Eukaryota; Metazoa; Rotifera; Eurotatoria; Adinetida; Adinetidae. The record is from the annotation of a GenBank genome assembly.